Odobenus rosmarus divergens (Pacific walrus) is the source of this 1805-nucleotide messenger RNA. RefSeq names its product peroxisomal NADH pyrophosphatase NUDT12-like (gene NUDT12). The coding region runs from base 1 to 1332 and encodes 443 amino acids. The transcript has 6 exons. The record is from RefSeq and is a predicted model, not a curated record. Gene Ontology annotation, cellular component: cytosol. Gene Ontology annotation, biological process: NADP+ catabolic process; NAD+ catabolic process. Gene Ontology annotation, molecular function: protein binding; NADH pyrophosphatase activity; metal ion binding. Lineage: Eukaryota; Metazoa; Chordata; Mammalia; Carnivora; Odobenidae.
AUGUCUUCUAUAAAAAGAAGCCCAAAGCAAGAAAUAAUUUCCCAGCUUCACUAUUCAGCUGCAGAAGGAGAUAUUGCCAGGCUAACAGUAAUCCUCAGUCAUUCUCCAUCUCUUCUCAAUGAAACUUCUGAAAAUGGCUGGACUGCUUUAAUGUGUGACAGAUCCAUUGUCAAUAAAUCAAGGCAGACUGCACUGGAUAUUGCUAAAUUUUGGGGUUAUAAGCAUAUAGCUAACUUACUAGCUAAUGCUAAAGGUGGGGUGAAGCCUUGGUUCCUAACUAAUGAAGUGGAAGAAUGUGAAAAUUAUUUUAGCAGAACACUAUUAGACCGAAAAAGUGAAAAAAGAAAUAAUUCUGACUGGCUACUAGCUAAAGAAAGCCAUCCAGCCACAGUUUAUAUCCUUUUCUCAGAUUUAAAUCCCUUAGUUACUCUAGGUGGCAAUAAAGAAAGUUUCCAACAGCCAGAAGUCAGGCUUUGUCAGCUGAACUACACAGAUAUAAAAAACUAUUUGGCUCAGCGUGAAAAGAUCACCUUGAUUUUUCUUGGAGUAGAACUUGAAAUGAAGAAAGAGUCUUUCAAUUAUCCUGGAGAAGUCCCAAGAGAAGAAGAUGGGUUGGUUGCCUGGUUUGCUCUAGAUAUAGAUCCUGUUGCUGCCGAAGAAUUUAAGCAAAGACAUGAAAAUUGUUAUUUUCUUCAUCCUCCAAUACCUGCUCUUCUGCAAUUGAAAGAAAAAGAAGCUGGGGUUGUAGCUCAAGCAAGAUCUGUUCUUGCCUGGCACAGUCGAUAUAAGUUCUGCCCAACCUGUGGAAGUGCAACUAAAAUUGAAGAAGGUGGCUACAAAAGAGUAUGCUUAAAAGAAGACUGUCCUAGUCUCCAUGGUGUUCACAAUACAUCAUAUCCAAGAGUUGAUCCAGUAGUAAUCAUGCAAGUUAUUCAUCCAGAUGGGACCAAAUGUCUUUUAGGCAGGCAGAAAAGAUUUCCCCCAGGCAUGUUUACUUGCCUUGCUGGAUUUAUUGAACCUGGAGAGACAAUAGAAGAUGCUGUUCGGAGAGAAGUAGAAGAGGAAAGUGGAGUCAAAGUUGGCCAUGUUCAGUAUGUCUCUUGUCAGCCAUGGCCAAUGCCCUCCUCCUUAAUGAUUGGUUGCUUAGCUGUGGCAGUGUCUACAGAAAUUAAAGUUGACAAGAAUGAAAUAGAGGAUGCCCGCUGGUUCACUAGAGAACAGGUUGUGGAUGUUCUGACCAAAGGGAAGCAGCAGACAUUUUUUGUGCCACCAAGCCGAGCUAUUGCCCAUCAGUUAAUCAAACACUGGAUUGGAAUGAACCCCAAUCUCUAAAUCAAAUAACUAGACUUUGAGUAUUAAUUGAUUUCUAAUAACUUAUUCCUCAAGUGAGAUUAGAAAUAUUUAGUGCUCUUUGGAAUGUCACAACACAAAAUAUCAUAUUAGGUUUCAGAAAUAUUUUCAACAUGUACUUUCCAUUUUAACCAUAGAACUUGUGUUUUUAUAAAUUACAAGACUGCCUCAGAUUUUGUUAAAAUCCAAGUCAGCCUCUCCAAACACUUUUUUGGUUGUACUCCACAAUUCUAUCUCACAAAACCAUAUUUCUAAUAGAAAAAUCAUGUUGUAAAGACGUAUAUUUUAAAAAUGUAAACAAACCAAAAAAUGUAAACAAACCUAAAUUCCACUGCCUCUUUUAAGCAUUAGACCAAUCACUAAAGUUCUAUUCUUGAGAAAUCAAGCAAAAUAAUUUUAAUGAAUUUUAAGCUUCAUUUCCAGUCUUUUCAUUACCAUAAAGGUUCUUUCAGCCA